UUUACAGCUUGGGCAUCUAAACAAGAUUUUAAAGGACGAAUAAAACUACUCCUACUUGCAUCUCCAGUCAUGCAGUCACAGAAAAUAACUUACGUUCUCUCAUUAGGGAAAAACAAAUUAAAUUGCUUGCAGUGUGUAAAAAACAGAAACAAUUUUGUAGUGAAUACAAAUCAGUUAAGACUGUGUCAUCAAAAUGUGAUUAACAACAGUGCUAGAAGUUCUCAGGUAACCAAAUGGUCAAAGAGCCAAAAGUUGUUUGCUGCCACUGGGAUUUUAUCAGCUGUCGGUGGUGUUGGAUAUCUGUGUCUGAGGGAACAACAUCGACGCAAAGUGAGAGUGACUGCUGGUGGAUUUGUACGCUUUUUUAGGUCUGCUGUCAUCGGCCUUUCUGUUUCUAUCGACUACAAAUGGUCGCUAUGGGGUCUGGAAGAUGAGUCCCCCGAUUACGACAAAAUGAUCCGGGCCUGUCACAAGCGUUCCGCUGAAAAGCUUCUCAUGGGCUGCCUGAACAAUGGGGGCUUGUACGUGAAACUGGGCCAGGGUCUCGUGUCUAUGAACCACAUUUUGCCGAAGGAGUACGUGGACACUCUAGUCAUUCUGCAGGACAAGGCCUUGCACAUGGGCCCUGAAGAGACGGAGGAGUUGUUCAUAGAAGAUUUCGGUGAGUCGCCUCACACUCUGUUUAAAGAGUUUGACGAGGAGCCAAUAGCAGCGGCCAGCCUUGCUCAAGUUCACAAGGCUACAACGCACGACGGAAAAGAUGUGGCAGUCAAGGUCCAGUACAUAGACUUGCAGGACCGCUUUGCUGGGGACAUCAAAACCUGUGAAAUCUUGCUCAAGGUGGUCGGAUGGAUGCACCCCAAGUUUGAGUUUGCCUGGGUUUUACAGGACAUGAAGGGAACGCUGGCACAGGAGCUGGAUUUCAUUAACGAAGGGAAGAACUCAGAACGAUGCCAGGCCGACUUGAGGCAUCUGGACUAUGUUUAUGUCCCGAAAGUUCACUGGGACAAGACAAGCACUAGAGUUUUAACUGCUGAGUUCAUUGAUGGAUGCAAGGUGAGCGACAUGGAGAGCAUACGGAAGAUGGGACUUUCGUUGAGCGACGUUGACCAGAAACUGGUGCGCUGCUUCUCAGAUCAGAUCUUCCUCACUGGGUUUGUUCAUGCUGAUCCCCACCCUGGCAAUGUGUUUGUUCGAGUGGGAAAAGACAAGAAAGCAGAAAUCGUGCUUCUAGACCAUGGUCUCUAUGACUACCUGCGUCCGAGCCAUCGAGAGUACCUGUGUAACCUCUACAAGGCCAUAAUCAUGAGGAACGAGGAUGACAUGGAACGAUACUCGCAUCUCCUCGGGGUGAAAGAUUAUCAGAUCUUUGCCAGCCUUGUCAAGCAGGGCCCGGUUAAAUUCACCCGAGCCCCGCCGCUAUUUCGACACAAGCCUGUCAACAUGAAAGCGUUUAGAAAACUCCCGAAGGAGAUCCAGAAAGAAAUGAAGGAGGAUUUUGAGAUUCUCCAUGAGCGCAUUUUCCAAGCUAUGCGUGACAUGCCUAGCUCUCUGCUAUUGAUUUUUAGGAAUAUGAACACAGUGCGAGCAAUCACAAGAGAGCAUGGCCAUCCUAUUGACCGAUAUGGGAUCAUGGCAAAAAGCGCAAUCACGGGCACAUACCGAAAAGAGACUGCUGACAUCACGACCAUAGCGCGUGCGCAGGCUUGGUGGGAGCGUAUGGUGUACGACUACCGCGUGAAGGCCGAGGGUUGGAAGCUGUGGAUUGCGUUCAUGUGCCUCCGUCUGCUGCAGUUCCUGGGCAGGGCGCCGCCCAUGGAGAAAGUGAAGAGCUUCAUGGAGACAGAGGAAAAGAGGUACGAGAAUAUGUGAGGAGAACAUUGAUUCAUCAAAGCUCGAGCUGUGAUGAACAGACAGUGAGCCAUGGGGAACUUUCCUUUGGUACCAACAAGAAGAGCUGCUGACCGAGAAAGUGUUUGGUCAUGUUUCAGCAAUCAAGAGACAGUGUGGGCAAACAUUUUCUUAUGAUUCAGAGAAAGUUUCUAAUGUUGGUUAAGAUCUUCCAGUGAUGACUGUAUAGUUUCCAGUGUUGAAGAACAUUUCCAAAAGAAACAGAGACAGUUUCUAGUGUCAGCAAACAAUUUCAAGUGAUUGAGAGACUGUUUCCAGUGUUUAUGAACAUUUUCCAUUGGAACAGAGGCAUUUUCUAGAGAUUAAGAGGCAGUUUCUAGUGUUGGUGAAUAUUUUGCAGUGAUGAUUUUGAAAAUCAGUAGUCAGAUGAACCCCGUGAUUGACAUUUUCAGGGGGGGGGGUGGAAAUGUGAAAAUUAUUUUGUCAAAAUUUGUUUUGUUUCUAAUACGUGUAUUUGUAAAAUACUCUGCAAGUGUUGUGCGAAUUCUUGGUAACAUGGGCAUUAAAAUGAUUCUAGGCAGGUUAUUAUCAUAAGUCAAAGGUAUUCAAAGGUAUUUAAAGUAUUUAUUUUUAUGCCCCUGGUAGGGUGGCAUAUAGCAGUUGAACUGUUCGUCAGUCUUUCUGUCAGUCCGUCCGAAAACUUUAACAUUGGCCAUAACUUUUGCAAUAUUGAAGAUAGCAACUUGAUAUUUGGCAUGCAUGUGUAUCUUAUGAAGCUGCACAUUUUGAGUGGUGAAAGGUCAAGGUCAUCCUUCAAGCUCAAGGUCAAAAGUAAAAAAAUACAACCCAAGGGAAGUAAUAAGCUUUAAAAGGGAGAUAAUUUCUAAACCUUACAAAUGAUAUAUUGAAAUUUUAUUUUAAAGCGGCGCAAUAGGGGGCAUUAUGUUUCUGACAAACACAUCUCUUUUUAUGUCCCCCACUAUAAUAGUGGGGGACAUAUUGUUUUUGCCCUGUCUGUCUGUUGGUCUGUCUGUCUGUUUGCGCCAACUUUAACAUUUUGCAAUAACUUUUGCUAUAUUGAAGAUAGCAACUUUAUAUUUGGCAUGCAUGUGUAUCUCAUGAAGCUGCACAUUUUGAGUGGUGAUACAUGUAGGUCAAGGUCAAGGUCAUCCUUCAAGGUCAGAGGUCAAAUAUAUGUGGCCAAAAUCGCUCAUUUUAUGAAUUCUUUUGCAAUAUUGAAGAUAGCAACUUGAUAUUUGGCAUGCAUGUGUAUCUCAUGGAGCUGCACAUUUUGAGUGGUGAUACAUGUAGGUCAAGGUCAAGGUCAUCCUUCAAGGUCAGAGGUCAAAUAUAUGUGGCCAAAAUCGCUCAUUUUAUGAAUUCUUUUGCAAUAUUGAAGAUAGCAACUUGAUAUUUGGCAUGCAUGUGUAUCUCAUGGAGCUGCACAUUUUGAGUGGUGAAAGGUCAUGGUCAUCCUUCAAGGUCAGAGGUUAAAUAUAUGUGGCCCAAAUCGCUUAUUUUAUAAAUACUUUUGCAAUAUUGAAGAUAGCAACUUGAUAUUUGGCAUGCAUGUGCAUCUCAUGGAGCUGCACAUUUUGAGUGGUGAAAGGCUAAGGUCAAGGUCAUCCUUCAAGGUCAGAGGUCAAAUAUAUGUGGCCCAAAUCGCUUAUUUUAUUAAUACAUUUGCAAUAUUGAAGAUAGCAACUUGAUAUUUGGCAUGCAUGUGUAUCUCAUGGAGCUGCACAUUUUGAGUGGUGAAAGGUCAAGGUCAUCCUUCACAAGGUCAAGGUCAUCCUUCAAGGUCAAACAUCAUAUAGGGGGACAUUGUGUUUCACAAACACAUGUUGUUUAAUUGAAAUUUAAAUAAAUUGAAAUUUAUGAUGCCUUUGUUGUUUCAAGUGUUGAUGAAUAUAUUUGAUUGGAACAGAGGCAGUUUCUUGUGGGGGCGAACAUAUUUUAGUGAGUUUGAGACAUGCAUUUUAUAAGAUAACUGCAUUUUCAAAUAUUGAGGAACGUUUUGCAGUGAAAUUAAGCUGGGCAUUUUCAUGAAGCGGCUCCUUUUUCCAGCUGUAAAGAAUUUUUCAAUGUCACAAUUUUUGCUUCAAGUAUUAUAGAUAUAUAGACAUGUUGAAUACAACUAUAUUCAACAAUCAAAAUAAUGUGGCCUAUGUUUUGCAUUUGAUUUGUUAGACUGUUUAAUUAAUUGGUGUGAAAUAUUUAGUGCAUAUUUUAUUAAGAAUAACAUUUAAUUAUUUUUGUGUUCAUACUUUGGAAUAUUAUACAGUGUUUGCCCUGCAAAGUUUAUUUUGAAGCCAAUAAUUUAAUAUUUGGUCUUUAACUCUAACAAAUCGCAUCUCAUCAUGUUUGUUGAAUUGUGUACUUAUAAUACUAUUGUUUCAAUUGUUGUUAAAUUUUAUGCAAGCAUGGUAUGUGACCUUCAUGUUUGUCUUCCUAUUUAUUAGUUGGGUGCUUUUUUUGUUGACAAUGGCUUUAAGAGAUUUGUUAUAAAUAUAUUUAUUUUUUAAUAUAUUGUUAUUUGUUUUAUUGUACAUAACGGUACAUGUUAUACCCGUGAUAUGUUAAGUUGUGAAGUGUUCAAAUAUAUAACUGAAAUCCUUUUUUCGUAUAUCGUCACUGUCGUUCUCAAACCUCGUAGCUACAAAAUGCCAACUUUUCAGGAGAGAGAAAAAACUGUCUCAUUUUUUUAUAAAGAUGUUUUAGAAAUUGAAAUUCUGUUAAAAUACCAAACAAAUGAAGCUGCAAAAUACGGUAUAAGCCGUAGAAGCGUAAGUCAAACUGAUAAGUCACAUGACAGUCAGAAAUGGUAGCUACGAUAAUUUUGUCACCACAGUUUUGUCAUUUUUAUGAGGUACGACAAUUCGUCCUGAUAGGAAACCUUGUAGUUGCAAAUAAUUUUUUUUAUAAAAACGUUUUUGUCAAAUUUGUCCAAACGAAACGACGUACCUAUAGGUGAAAUGGCGUCGCUAUGACUUUUCGCUGGGAAAAAAGCCAACAAUCAUUGUACAACAUUUCGUCACGUGGCUUUUUCAAGGGCUCUGAUUGGCGUAGCACUACGAGAUAUAGCACAAAACACGCGCCAGACUUCAUAUAUUCGGAAAAGACGAGAAAAAAUAUUUUGAAAAUUUUGGAGCUACGAGGUUUGAGAACGACAGUGACGAUGUAUAGACUAUUCAAGUAUUAAGUGUAUUUGAACAAUUUCAGUAGAUAAUUUAUUUGAAAUCAUGAGUGAUCAGAAAUUUAGUUAUUUUUUAUGAUAACAACUGGAUUUAAAAAAAAGUUAUAUCGCAACCAACCAGUUUUAUUGUAUUUUUUUCUUUCGACGUCUUGUUUAAAUUUUAAAAGGGUUAAACUGGACAAUUUGUAAGAGAUAUAGGGAAAUGACCUCAUUUCACACAAAAAACUGUAUAUAAUUGUCUAUGAGACUUUUCACUGUUUGAGACAUUCAUUAAUUAAUUUUAAUCAGUAUUAUUAUCCCCUGCUAAAGGCGGAGGGAUACACUUUUGGCGUUGUCUGUCUGUCUCUCAGUUAGUCGGUCAGUGCGUACGUUAGGCUGUCACAAAUUUUGAGUUAUGGCAGGGGGUUUUAAUCCUACAAAUUUGCUUGUUUUUUUUUUAUAAAGGACUAAAAAACAAAACAUUAUGCUCUGGAAAAACGGGGCUCAAUGCGUGUGCAGAAAGUGUCAUCUCAGAUUAGUCUGUGCAAUCUGCAAAAACCUUCUGCCUAGACUGGGUUUUAAUUUGGAAAGGACUUUCUUGAAACAAAAAACUCCAUUAAUGUGUAAAGAGUUGUCCCUGAUGAUCAUGUGCAGACGGCAGUCUAAUCUGGGACGUUUUACGCACAUGCAUUAUGCCCUGUUUUCUCAAAGCGAAUCUCAUGUUUCCAUUGGGGUCGAGGGUGGGCGUGCUCUUAAGGAGAGUUCCAGUGAAGCUGAUGAAUAAUGUUAGAGCUUAUAAUAUCACUAAACAUUAAAAAUCUUAUCUUCAUGUUAUCUCCAUAUAUAUUGUCAUUUUACCAAAGUCAUUCUGUUAUUCUGUAGGUAAUUAUUUGUACUCAAAAUCAUUUUUACUAAAAGGCAUCUGUAUGAAUUUGUACAAUACCAUAUGUUUCAAUGCCUAAUUCGUCAGAAUAGUUUUGUUUAAUUUGUAUAAUAAAAAGCAAUUUUUAAAAUUGAUAUCUAAGGGUAAAAAAAUGGUAAGUUAUUCAUGGUAUAGGAAUAGUAUAAUGUUUAGAAUGCAGACAAAUGUUACCCAGAUUUCUCUUUUUUUCAUAAGGAAAAUAUGAUUAAGUCUCAUAAUACAUCAGUCACUAAUGACAUGGGGAAAUUUAUGUACAAACACAAAAGUGGUAAACAUAUAAAGUAUUAUUAUCUGACAACGUUCAUUUAAUAUGAAACUUAAUUGCACUAAGUAGUAAUCCUUGUAUUUAUUUAACCCUUUCAGUGCGGGAACCGAAUUUUGAAGGCCUUUGCAAACAGUUUGGAUCCAGAUGAGACGCCACAAAACAUGGCGUCUCAUCAGGAUCCAAACUGUUUGCUAUUCUGAUAGUAUUCUUAAAAAAAAAAAAAAUCAAAGAAAAUGCUAAUGCAGACGACAUUUUAGCAGACGACAAAUUUCCCAGCAUGCAAAGGGUUAAUAUGGAAAAAGUGAGCACGAGCAUUUUCUCUUGUAACAGACUUAAGAACUUGUCCUCAUUUUAAAGCCACUUUUUAUCAGUAAAAAUAAUAUGUACAAAAUGAACCUUGCAACCUCAUUCACGUAUUCGUGGAAAUUUGUCAUUAGAAUGUCUUGGUUAUAUGCUAAUAUGUCUUCAUAUAUAUGUAAAAACAAUGUUAUUUAUUACUCAAACAAUCAUGAUAUUUAUGUGAGACAAUUAAAAAAACAUGGUAUUAAACGUUAAUGUAAAGAAA
Dreissena polymorpha is the source of this 6778-nucleotide messenger RNA. RefSeq lists its product as uncharacterized. The coding region runs from base 70 to 1872 and encodes 600 amino acids. The transcript has 13 exons. The record is from RefSeq and is a predicted model, not a curated record. Lineage: Eukaryota; Metazoa; Mollusca; Bivalvia; Myida; Dreissenidae.